This is a messenger RNA of Truncatella angustata, 1279 nucleotides long. RefSeq names its product SGNH hydrolase-type esterase domain-containing protein. NCBI's taxonomy places the organism in Eukaryota, Fungi, Ascomycota, Sordariomycetes, Amphisphaeriales, Sporocadaceae. Gene Ontology annotation, cellular component: extracellular region. The transcript has a single exon. Gene Ontology annotation, biological process: carbohydrate metabolic process. The record is from RefSeq and is a predicted model, not a curated record. Gene Ontology annotation, molecular function: carboxylic ester hydrolase activity; cellulose binding. The coding region runs from base 44 to 1279 and encodes 411 amino acids.
GAAAAAGUUUUGCUACUUUUGUUCAUUUGAACACUGAUUCAAAAUGAGGGCAUCUCUGUUCGCCUGCAGUGCCAUUGCUAGUGUUGUUGUUGCGCAACAGCCUGCCUGGGCCCAAUGUGGAGGGCAAGGAUAUACUGGCGACACUAGUUGUAUUUCCGGGUAUACAUGUGUCACGCUCAACGCCUGGUACUCUCAAUGCCAAGUCAGCUCUGCCACGACCUCAUUGGUCACCGUGACCAAGACCACUGCUACAGCUACAGCAACUUCCUCGUCAGGAGCUACGAUCAAAGACGUCCAGUUCCUUGGCAGAGUCAACCCUGCAACCAAGGAGCUGAGUUGGUCGGGCACCGGUAUUGCUUUCACCUUCAAAGGAACGUCUGCUUCUAUCGGUUUGAGUUCAUUGUGGGGCACCAACAGCGCUGAUUUGGUUGUUGAUGAUGGGGAGCCUAUUGUUAUUGCCGACGUCUCAGGCAGUUCCAUAUCGACUCCUGCCGGGCUAUCCAGUGGCACGCACACUGUCGUCCUGCGCAAGCGUUCGGAGGCUCAGAUGGGCUCGAUAUACAUUGGCGAUGUGACGACCAAUGGCGUUGCUGGAACCUAUGCCGCUCCGACUCGCCGUAUCGAGAUCAUCGGAGACUCCAUCAGCGUUGGCUAUGGUCUCGACGGCACACUCCCGUGCACGAACAAUGCGUCCGUCGAGGAUGCUCCCAAGACAUACGGCGCAUUGGCUGCUGAGGCGCUUGAUGCCGACUACAGCAUCAUCGCCUGGAGCGGCAAGGGUCUAGUCCGUAACAUCGCAACUGGAUCUGUCGACACCAGCCCGCUCAUGCCGGAGCUCUGGACUCGAUAUGGCGGCAACGAUGCAGACAACAGCUACACCUUCCCCUCUGGAUCCGUUCCUGACGCUGUUGUGAUAAAUCUUGGCACCAACGACUUCAGCUAUCUCAGCGCUCGUGAUCCGAUUGAUGCGUCCGUGUAUGAAGCUGGAUUGGUGGAUUUCGUCCAGACCAUCCAAGAGCAUUACCCGAAAGCAGAGUUUUUUCUCCUGAACUCUCCGAUGCUGAGCGACACCUGGCCCACGGCGGAAGACGCGCAGAAAACAACACAGACCAACGCCAUCGAGGCUGCCAUCGCCGAGCUCAACGACACCAAGGUUCAUUUUGUCGACUGGCCUACCCAAGGCUCGGACGUAGGUUGCGAUUAUCAUCCCAAUGCUGCCACCCAUGCAGCGGAGGCAACGGUUCUGGCUGACGCUAUAAGUGCGGCGCUGGGAUGGUGA